AUGUCAUCAAGCCCUAAAUACUCCAAAGGAAACAAAGGAAAAGACGACAAAAAUGGCAAAAAUGACAAAGAUCCUUUAACCACCUCUAACUUAAUUUCUCAUCACAGCAGCCAAGAAAAGGAUGCGCUGGAGGAAAAAAUAGAAGCAUUGAAGUCGGGAGAUAAAUUUAAGGAAGAUACUACGGAGAAUAAUAAAUUUGGCGACAAGUGUAGUAAAUCGCACAAAGGCCAAGAAAAGGAUGCAGAUAAGAUAGAAGCAUUGAAGUCGGGAGAUAAAUUGAAGGAAGAUACUAAGGAGAAUAAUAGAUCGACCAAAAACCAGGAUGAUGAUGGUGAACCAGUCAAACAGGAGAACGCAAAAAAGAUGUCAAAAAUGCUGGAGACACUGGAUUCUAAAUUAAGCAAGCAUCCUAUUGCUUUUCACUUUCUUGCGUUUUUCAUGCAAUGUAUCCUCGCGGUGAUUGCGUCCAUUAAUGUUAAAGUGAAGCCUGAUACCGGAGUUAAAAAGGCAGUAUUUGAAAUUGAAAGGGAAAAUCUUCAGGUGCAUAAAAUUGAAAAAGUUGGUGAACGACUUUAUCUUGGAGCGUUAGCUUUGAAAAAUGCAACGUUCAUUUUUUACAUAAUUACAAUCGACGUUCAUAAUGAAGUUUAUAAUAAAGUAUAA
Dentiscutata erythropus is the source of this 663-nucleotide messenger RNA. The record is from the annotation of a GenBank genome assembly. Lineage: Eukaryota; Fungi; Glomeromycota; Glomeromycetes; Diversisporales; Gigasporaceae.